UGAGGUGUUCCACUUUUAACCAAUCAAAUUCGAAGGUGUGCGCUUGUCUACCAAUCGUUUCGGUAUAUAGGUGGAGGUGUGCGCGUUUGUUUACACUAGUACAGGAUAAUUGAAGCAGAAACUGAUUCUAAUUCAUCCUCCUUAAUCCUGACGUCACCAGUUAAGGUCACCAAGCCAUUCAUGUACAUAGAUCGAAGAAGCCAUAAGUUAGUAAAACGAUAAAAGACCGGAGUGAACCGGCUUGGAUCUAUCGGUUAUUGGGAAUUACAUGUAUGCUAAACAUUCGCUCGCUGUUGCUGUCUGAUAUAUUUAGUGAUAGAAAAUCAGCGACUCACACGGCAUUAUUCGUCCUUCAAAAUAUAUUAGAGGAUAUCACUUGUGAAAGGCGGAAAUUUUCAUUUUAUUAAAUGGCAACACCAGUUAUCAUAGUACACGGAGGCGCUUGGACUAUUCCAGACAAUCUCGUUCAGCCGUCACGUGACGGUACGAAAUGUGCUGCACGAGCCGGUUAUGCCGUUUUAGACAGUGGAGGAUCGGCCUUGGACGCUGUACAAGCCGCAGUUCUCGAACUGGAGAAUGACCCAACAUUUGACGCUGGAACAGGGUCGGUAUUAACAGCAAAUGGUGACGUAGAAAUGGACGCCGUUAUAAUGGACGGAAAGACGUUGAAGUCUGGAGGCGUGGCCUGUGUUCAUAAUAUACAAAAUCCAAUUAACCUAGCAAGGGAGGUAAUGGAAAAGACAGACCACUGUUUACUUGUGGGACCAGGGGCAAAUUUAUUCGCUGAGGAAGUAGGGAUCAAAAAGGUACCAACAGAAUCUCUCGUGUCGGACGAAGCUUUACGAGAACUUGAGUGUUAUAAAGUAUACGGGAACACAGUUGACGAUCUCUUCAGACAACGAGGAACAGGGCACGACACUGUUGGGGCGGUUGCAAUCGACAGUCAAGGAAAUAUAGCGUUUGGAACUUCAACCGGCGGAAUCUCAUGCAAGAAGCCUGGUCGUGUAGGAGAUAGCCCUAUCAUUGGUGCCGGUGGUUAUGCAGACAAUGAGGUCGGCGCUGUAUCUUGUACAGGGCAUGGCGAGUCCAUCUUCAAAGUUGUUUUAGCAUACCAGAUUAUCACACAAAUGAAAAUGGGUGUAUCAGCUCAGGAAGCGGCAGACAAAGCUUUAGCCAACAUGGCUAAGAGGGUUCAUGGAUUUGGAGGAGUUAUCGUUCUUGGAAGUAAUGGCGAUCACAUCACGUCCUUCACGACAGAGAGGAUGGCGUGGGCAUGGGCAAAGGAGGGUGUUCUCCAUCACGGGGUUAACCCUGGGGAAGAUUUAACAGAACCAGUAAUUAACGAAAAUAAUUAAAAAUUGUGUAUGAACGUUUUUGUGUAGAUCUGACGAACAAUUUUGUUAUUUUGCAUUUUCGUACUCACAGCUGUUUAGUACUACUAAUGUAAUACAAUGUUCUUGGGGGUCUAAUUCUGACAACUGUCCAUAGACGUUGCUAGCGGACUGUCUGAUGCAGUCUAAAGACUAUCGGUUUCCUUCGUUCGCAAUAUUAAGUCAGACAAAGAGCAUGCAUUUUUGUUUGCAGUGCUACGGUGCUGCAACUUUUAAAAGGGGUCCUAUUUGACUUUUUUUUAUUAAAAUGUAAAACGAAAUAUCCGGUGAGUUUAGUAACAUAUUUAAUAAAGUAUCUCAUUUUUUAACAAUAUUUAAAGGAAAGGCUAAGCAAUGAGUAGUUUUUUGUUCCCCGUAUACAAAUAUCAUAUUCCACUGGAGGUACGGCCGUCACGUAUACGGCCUGAAUGUGAAUACAUAUCCCUUAACGUGUAGUAUUACCAUUGAGAUACGUUUUUGUCCUUUCCAGCAUAAUAAAUGCAUACACUUAGUUACUGUACGAGUUGUACAUAUCGUUGAUGAAUAAAGUUUGUUUUGAAAAUUA
This is a messenger RNA of Mercenaria mercenaria, 1935 nucleotides long. RefSeq names its product isoaspartyl peptidase/L-asparaginase-like. The transcript is spliced from 7 exons. Gene Ontology annotation, molecular function: asparaginase activity. The record is from RefSeq and is a predicted model, not a curated record. NCBI's taxonomy places the organism in Eukaryota, Metazoa, Mollusca, Bivalvia, Venerida, Veneridae. The coding region runs from base 408 to 1355 and encodes 315 amino acids.